Molecule: messenger RNA, 1883 nt
Organism: Nymphaea colorata (pocket water lily)
Lineage: Eukaryota; Viridiplantae; Streptophyta; Magnoliopsida; Nymphaeales; Nymphaeaceae
Product: endoglucanase 24-like
Exons: 6
Coding region: 200-1777 (525 amino acids)
Biological process (GO): carbohydrate metabolic process
Molecular function (GO): hydrolase activity, hydrolyzing O-glycosyl compounds
Source: RefSeq, a predicted model, not a curated record
AUUUUCAUACGUUCUCUGAGUGCCGGUGGGUUGCUGGCGGGGACGGCGGUGGUUUCGCGCUCUUCCUCCCGCGCCGUACGGACGGUCGAUCGAGCCCUCCGAAUCCUACGGACGCCGCGCUUUCCGUCGCCUCCUUCUUCCCGACGAAGUUAGACCUUCCUGCCAUUGUCUCUCCGGGCGACCGGAGCCUUUCUUCUCCAUGGGAGCCAAGUCGUCGAAGGGCUGCCUCUGGUGGCUCAUCGUCCUUGCGAUCGCCGCGCUUGUCGUCGCCGCCGCCGUCUUCACCAUCGGUCACUCUCGGAAAAAGUCCAGAUCGGGCGCGCUUCCCGUUCCCGGCCCGCCCGGCGCUGUCUCGGAGAAGUACGGGGAGGCCCUCAGGGUCGCGCUCCAGUUCUUCGACGUCCAAAAAUCUGGAAAGCUGCAGGGAAACACAAUUACUUGGCGAGGUGAUUCUGCAUUGAAGGAUGGACAAGAAGCAGGGUUGGAUCUGUCGAAGGGAUUGUAUGAUGCUGGAGAUCAUGUCAAGUUUGGGCUUCCCAUGGCCUUUACUGCUACUGUGCUUUCGUGGGCAAUUCUAGAAUAUGGAGAUCAGAUGAAUGCUGCAAAGCAGCUUGCCCCUGCUCAAGAUGCACUAAAGUGGAUAACUGAUUAUCUCGUCAAUGCACAUCCGAAGGAUAAUGUCUUGUACAUUCAGGUUGGAGAUGCAAAAACGGACCAUGCCUGUUGGGAAAGGCCUGAAGAUAUGACAGAAGAAAGGCCUCUCACACAGGUGAACACAUCUUCCCCUGGCACAGAAGUUGCAGCAGAGACAGCUGCUGCAUUGGCAUCUGCUUCAUUGGUCUUCAAAACGACUGAUCCUACAUAUUCGGAUUUGCUUCUACAACAUGCAAAGAAGUUAUUUACUUUUGCUGAUAGUUAUAGAGCUUCCUAUAGUAUCAGCAUCCCCAAAGUUCAGCAAUUCUACAAUUCUACUGGGUACGAAGAUGAACUACUAUGGGCUGCUGCUUGGCUCUAUCAUGCAACUCAAGAUCAGACGUAUUUGAGUUAUGCUACUAUAAAGAACGGCCAAUCAUUUGCACAGUGGGGAGACCCAAGCUGGUUUAGCUGGGAUAAUAAACUUGCCGGAACACAGGUUCUUUUAUCCCGAAUUGCAUUCUUUAGCUCAGAUAAGGCAUCAGAUGGGGAGAAGUCGGGCCUCCAAAAUUACAAGAAAACAGCGGAGGCUGUUAUGUGUGGUCUUCUUCCAGAUUCACCUACUGCCACAACUGAUAGAACUGAUGGGGGUCUUGUUUGGAUUUCGGAAUGGAAUGCGUUGCAACAUCCAGUGGCCUCUGCAUUUCUUGCGGUACUUUACAGUGAUUACAUGCUCACAUCAGGGACACCAAGCAUGUAUUGCAACGACAAGGAAUUCUCACCUACUGACCUUCGGAACUUUGCCGUUUCCCAGGCGGAUUACGUGUUGGGUGACAAUCCAAUGAAGCUGAGUUACUUGGUGGGUUAUGGCGACAAGUACCCAGUUCAGGUGCACCAUAGAGGCGCUUCAAUUCCUGUGGAUGCAAAUACAGGCUGCAAGGGCUUUCAAUGGCUGGAGUCAAAGGGACCGAACCCAAACAUAGCUUAUGGUGCAUUAGUUGGCGGUCCGUUUAAGAAUGAUAGCUUCAUAGAUUACAGGAACAACUCGAUGCAGAACGAGCCCACCACAUACAACAGUGCUGUGGCCGUUGCCUUGCUUUCUGGUCUGGUCACCACUUCUUCAGUGGUCAAAUCCUUCUCCUAACAUUACCAAUGCGUUGUCUUUUGUAUAUCUGAUUUUUAUUGUUCUUAUUAUUGUUGUCUGUUGUAAUAUUUAAUCUUGUGAAAAUUGCUCAAAUUUUUCUUGCCUA